This is a messenger RNA of Brienomyrus brachyistius, 4500 nucleotides long. RefSeq names its product synaptotagmin-like protein 2. Gene Ontology annotation, biological process: intracellular protein transport; exocytosis. The record is from RefSeq and is a predicted model, not a curated record. Gene Ontology annotation, molecular function: small GTPase binding; neurexin family protein binding. The transcript is spliced from 18 exons. Bases 175 to 4500 code for a protein of 1441 amino acids. NCBI's taxonomy places the organism in Eukaryota, Metazoa, Chordata, Actinopteri, Osteoglossiformes, Mormyridae. Gene Ontology annotation, cellular component: plasma membrane; exocytic vesicle.
UUCUCGAAAGCCAAACAGCGACAAACGCAUUCGUGCCUCCUUGUGUUAGUCUUGGUGUUGUUUAAAAAACGCAGUGUUUGGCUAGAGAGAAAGAACUUUUACUACGUUUUGAUUGCUCGAUUUACCAUUGCGCGUGUAUUAUAUGCCAUGUCUAUCUUGGAAUCCGGGCUUAGUAUGGAAAAGACAGUGACUGAAGAGUGGAGUCACCUGCCGUCACAGUUUCGUGAAGGACCAGAGGGCCUCGUUAUGAUUGAUCUGAGUUACCUGAUGGAGGAGGAGAGGGAGAUGAUUUUGAUGGUACUGAAAAGGGAUGCGGACCUGAAGAAAGCUGAGGAGCAUCGGAUCGGAGAACUGGAGAGGCUGCAGGACAAGAGCCAGCUGAAGUUCCUGACCGGACAGUGGUUUUAUGAGGUCAGGUCACAUAGACACAGGAUCCAAGGGUCUGAAAUUAUUAAGGCCUCUCUGAGACGGCGGAAGCCAGCAGCAGCGCCCUUUAUAGCUGAAUCCACACAGCUGGAGAAACCCUGCUCAACCUCCAGUGGAAAGCAGGACACCACCUUCUCAGCAGGGCCUUCUCAAAUUACAGAGAGAGCUUUUGUAGAUUCCCAACGGGAACUUUUCAUUACGCUGCCGGUUUUCCAGCAAGAAAGAGCAAACCAUGGAGUCAAGCAAAGAAGCAACCCGUUCAACACAGCAUUAAUGGGACCAGAAGUAUUUCAGGAGUCAGAGAGCAAGAAAACCAUUGCUAUGGAUCCACUCAAGUCAUCUGAAGGGGGUCAACAUGACUAUCAACCUGAACCCCACGCCUAUCUUGCACCCUCCCAUUCGUCCCUGGCACACGAGGGAUCCGAGGCUGCAUUAGAGAGUCAGGAAAUAACAGAAGAAGGAGAAUCCGUUCUGAAAGUCCUCGAGUGGUUCAGUAGAAGCUCGGAUAAUGAUGACAAAGAGAUCAAGCUAACAGAGGAAUCAAAGUACCCUAAAGAUGUCAGCACAACCUCUAAUGGGUGUGUUUCCAUUGAGGUCUUGUCACAGAAGCGGCAGGAACAGGAGUUAAGUGAAUCUGGUAACACAGAAGACAAGGAUAUCGUUCCUGGAGUACGUCUGGAUGAAAUGCAGAUUCCUGAAAGUAACAAUGGAUAUGACUCUGAGUCCUUUGGGAUGUAUCUACCACUUCAAAGACGUUUUAUAUCUACGGUAGAAAUACAGACAGGGAUACAAAGGGAAAGUGAAAGAAUUAUGCCCAACAUACAACAAAAUGCUGAACUAAAUGAACAAAAAGUAUUGGAGAGCUGGCAUGACGUGAAGCCAAUAGAGGCACAAGAUGAGAAAUUACCCCGGAUAGUUUCCAAGAUGAAGUCAUUCUGGGAAAAAGGAAACGGUGUGGAAGUUCUGAACAGUGGGUCAGGUGAAGAACUGAAAAAGGAAGAGACAGAAAUCAGCCAAACUGAUGUGUGCAGAAAUAACAGUGAGACUGCUGUGUACUUGGGUGAGGACGCCACUCUAUCCAUAGGCGAUAAUCUUCAUGAAACAUACGAUCUUUAUGGCGUAUAUAAAACACACACCUUCCAUUCAGCUACCCCUGAUUUUCAAAGUGGCGAACAACUUGUUGCUAUAGAAGACAAUAUCAAACAUGAGGGUGUGACAGAUAAUUCUGGAGGCGCCAGUGCUGCUCGUAAAUCUGAAGAUGCUAAAUAUGAAAGUAGUUACUUACUGGAUAGUCACAAUGAUCAAGAAAUUAGCUCUGCUACUCAAUACGUCAUGAAAGACUGGAUGAAAUAUGCAGAGCUCCCUGUUAGCACACAUGAGCAGCAGACAACUCAACUGCAGCAGAUAGAAGGAGGGCCCAACCAAACUAACCUCAGUGCUAGUCAGGUUGGACAGUUAAAAUCCAUGUGGCAAAAUGAAGUGAGGGUACCCAAAAUCGCUGACAACUCAAAAGAGGUUUUUGAAAUUAAGCUGACCAAACCUGCAGUGGAAAGUUCUACAGAUAAAUCAUUUGCCAACUCUACACUUGAUCUGAAGAGGAUGGAAACAGAAUUAAGCAGCGAGCAUGUGCGGGCAACAUCUUCUCCACUCAGACAAAAUCCCAAAUUCACAGUACUUUCAAUGAGGGAGAGAAUGGAAAGACUGCAGGAAAACUCUCCAGUCGAUUCGCAGUUCAAAAACACCCGAGACUUCUGGCUUGCCUCUAGCUUGCCUGAUCCACAGUAUCCCGCUGCUGAAGCACAACUGACCAGUCCAAAGAGGUUCCACUCGGAAGGUGCUGAGCCACAGGGUCUUGUGCAGUGGAGAGGGACAUUCCCUGCAGUGGAGUCCAAGACGUUCGUAAGUCAAAAUGACCACCUUCAGGCUCUACCCUUAGAUUCAGGAAAAACUCACGCUAGGCAGUUAAGUGGUGAAAAUAAGGAGUUAAAUAUCUUCAUGAAUAUACCAUCAUCCAAGAGGGAAAUUCAAGACAAGGAUCAGCCUCUUUUAAUCUCUCUGGUUGGUGAGGGACAGGAAGUGGGCUCAAGCCCUUUGGGUGAAACCAAAAUUGCCACAUCAGAAUCGCCACAUUGGCUCUCUACAGAUGAUGGGCAGGGAAAGACGUCCUUAGCACAAGUCUCAGUAGAUGAGGUAGUUGAAUCACAGUCCAUAAUUAUCCUGGAAGAAAAGGGAACCCCCAUUAAGCCAGCUAGAUGGAACCUGCGAAGCUUGGAUGAAAGACCCAACGCUCCACAGAAAAGUACAGUCAUGUAUCUCGAAAAGUUACAAAAGGAAAAGCAACCAGACUCCCCUGUGGAUGUUUUGAAAUAUGAGGAAAACCAGAUUGCAAAACCGACUUUCUAUAAAGAGGGCGACUACAGAAAGCCUUUGUCUUUGGAAGAGAUUGAGGUCUUGGGAAUUUCAGAGAAGGAAAAUCUUUCUGAAUUGGGGAAAGCUGAAUGCCAGAGCGAUACCAAGCUCCUAGCAGAGUCGAAAGACCAAGCUAUUGGCUUCAUGGGCUCACAGAUGACGAAGAGUAGUAGUGAUGAAGGGCAAUGGAACCCCGCCCAGCAUGUUGCAGAGGGCGAUGAGCUCGGGAUGACUUUCAGAACCAGCAGCCCCGAAGUAGUGUCUCUCAUUUGGACAAGUCCAGUCAGGGAGACAGAAACGUCCUCGGUGCCGAGUCUGAAAUCUGAACCUGCAGAAUCACCUGUUAGACUUAUCGCCUCAUAUAAAAGUGUUGAAGACUUAACCUUAGGCACUACAGGAGAGGAAGAGAAGAGAAAUGUUGAUGGAAGCAAGUCAUUUGCUGUGUAUGACGUCUCCACAGGGCCAUUUGUUCCCAAGUCCUCCUUUGCAGAGCUUGACAAGUUGAAGAAUCUAAGCGUCUCAGUACCUGACUUCCUACUGGACGAGAGCCCGGAAAGUGGCAGUGACUCUACCUAUGCGUCAAGCUUCCAUGGCAGGAUGGGCAGGUCCCUCACCAGCCUGAGUUCCUCAUCUGACUUCGCAUCAGUGUCCUCUGUGAGUGAGAGUGUGGUGAGCCUCUACAGUGGAGACUUCGUUGCAGUGGAGGUCAAAGGGACCAUACAGUUUUCCAUCAGCUAUGAGCAGAAGUUGAAGGAGCUCCACAUCUUCAUCGUCCAGUGUGGAGACCUGGCAAUCGCAGACCAAAAGAAACACCGCACUGACCCAUAUGUAAAAAGUUACCUCUUACCGGACAAAGCAAAGAUGGGAAAGAGGAAAACGUCAGUGAAGAAGAAAACACUAAAUCCAACUUUCAAUGAACUUCUUAGGUACCGAGCUGGUCUGGCCCUCAUCCAAACUCAGACACUCAAUCUCUCUGUGUGGCACAAUGACACUUUUGGACGGAACAGCUUCCUUGGCGAAGUCGAUAUAGACUUAUCCACAUGGGACUUCAGAAGCACACCGAUGAAUAAUAUGACCCUGAAACCAAGGAUCACUUCCAAACUGCAGCCUUCGGAUUACAGAGGAGAGAUGACAUUGGCUGUUCGCUUCCUGCCCGAGAUCGCUCACAGUCAAGAGACACAUUCCACGAUGUCUGCUCACACUUCCAAUAUUCAAGUAUCCAACAGUGGUGAAGUACACAUCUGGGUGAAAGAAUGCAAGAACCUACCCAUCGUCAGGGGUUCGACUGUGGACCCAUUUGUUAAAUGUUUUAUAUUUCCAGAUACUAGCAGAAGGAGCCGCCAGAAGACCAGGGUAUUGAAGAGGACGGCGAAUCCCGCGUUUAACCACACCAUGGUGAUCGACGGCUUCCAGGAGGGUGACUUGCGAGAAGCCUGCGCUGAGCUCACAGUCUGGGACCAUGACCGACUUUCUAACCACUUCCUGGGAGGCCUGAGACUGAGCCUGGGUUCAGGUAAAAGCUACGGGAGUGUGGUGAACUGGAUGGACUCAAGUGCCGAUGAGUCAAAGUUGUGGAAACGAAUGAUGGAAUCUCCCAGUGAAUGGGUGGAGGAAACCCUGCCGCUGAGAGGGGUGACACCAGUGAAACAUACCUGGAAAAAAUGA